Coccomyxa subellipsoidea C-169 is the source of this 1080-nucleotide messenger RNA. RefSeq names its product kinesin-domain-containing protein. The record is from RefSeq and is a predicted model, not a curated record. Gene Ontology annotation, molecular function: microtubule binding; ATP binding; microtubule motor activity. Gene Ontology annotation, biological process: microtubule-based movement. Lineage: Eukaryota; Viridiplantae; Chlorophyta; Trebouxiophyceae; Coccomyxaceae. The coding region runs from base 1 to 1080 and encodes 359 amino acids. The transcript is spliced from 9 exons.
AUGAGAUUUCAUGUGGUGGUGCAGACGCUGAAAGGGAACAUCAGAGUGUUCUGCCGUGUCCGCCCCCUGGCGCCGGGCAGCUCAGACGUUGAGAAGCUGGAGAGUGGGCAGCCGGUCCUGGCAUUCCCUCCAGCCGGGGAUGCCACGACAGCUGGCGUGGAGCUGACAGCCUCCAACGGCAACAAGAACACCUUCACAUUUGACCAAGUGUUUGGGCCAACAGCCUCGCAGGAAGAGGUGUUUGAGGAGAUUUCUCUCCUAGUGCAAAGCGCUCUGGACGGCUAUAAGGUGUGCAUCUUCGCCUAUGGCCAGACUGGCAGCGGCAAGACACACACCAUGCUGGGUACUCCGGACCAGGCCGGCCUCAUUCCCCGGGCGGUCGAGCAGCUGUUCACCGCCGCGCGAGCGCUCGAGGCAUCCCAGGGCUGGACAUUUGAGAUGAAGGCCUCCAUGCUGGAGAUCUACAAUGAGGAGUACAAGGACCUCCUCGGAAAGGGCCCUCCUGCAGGCAAGAAGCACACGGUGACGCACGACGAGCGCGCGGGGAUGACGGCGGUGUCGCACCUGGAGGCGGUGGAGUGCGCUGACCCGAAGGCAGUGCGUGCGCUGCUGGAGCGGGCGGCGCGGCUGCGCGCGGUCGGAGCAACGGCCGCCAACGAGCGCUCCUCGCGCUCCCACAUGGUCUUCCUGCUCUCCAUCCGCGGCGCCAACGCCACCACCGGCCAGCGCCUCAACGGGAUGCUGAACUUGAUCGACCUGGCGGGAAGCGAGCGGCUGAAAACGUCGGGCGCUAGCGGAGAGCGGCUGAAGGAGACACAGGCCAUCAACAAAAGCCUCUCCGCCCUGGGUGACGUGAUCGCGGCGCUGGGCAGCAGGGAGGCGCACAUCCCCUACAGGAACAGCAAGCUGACGUGGCUUCUGCAGGGCUGCCUGGGCGGGGACGCCAAAAUGCUCAUGAUCGCCAACGUGGCGCCCACUCUCAGCGCGGCCAACGAAUCCCUAUGCAGCCUGCGCUUCGCUGCAAAGGUCAACGCCACUGAGAUUGGCACCGCCCGCCGCUCCACCAGCUUUGCCAAGUGA